Rana temporaria (common frog) is the source of this 4987-nucleotide messenger RNA. RefSeq names its product DNA topoisomerase I mitochondrial (gene TOP1MT). Bases 100 to 4350 code for a protein of 1416 amino acids. Gene Ontology annotation, biological process: DNA replication; DNA topological change; chromosome segregation. Lineage: Eukaryota; Metazoa; Chordata; Amphibia; Anura; Ranidae. Gene Ontology annotation, molecular function: DNA topoisomerase type I (single strand cut, ATP-independent) activity; DNA binding. The record is from RefSeq and is a predicted model, not a curated record. Gene Ontology annotation, cellular component: chromosome; nucleolus. The transcript has 22 exons.
AGCGCGCAGCGUAGAUCGGCGGUCCGCGCGGGUGCUCCAGUUUCCAGCGUGUGAGUGAGCGGCGGAAGGGCUGCGGUGAGCGGAGAGAGGACGGAGAAAAUGGUGGCGGACAAAGGGGAGUGCCUGCAUCACGCACUGGAGGACCCAAAGCUGGAUCACAAGAUGCGAUCGGCUUCUGUGAAGAUAACGAGUACAGCCUGCGUGUCGGAUAAGAAGGUGUCGUCUACCUUACCUGGAGGACCCGAUACUCAGAGGAAGGGACAUUAUAACGGAGAAGAAAAGGAACGUCACAGGAAAGAUGGGGCCAGUAAUGUAAAUUCUCAUCACAGAGCCCAAAAUGGUAUCAAGGCUGAACACGAUUCCUCCAGAGAGAAGCAGAUUGAGAAAUCCAUGGUGACUUGCGCCUCGGAGGAUGACUCUGAUCAUGAGAGCCUUGCUGGUAACAGGGAGGUAGAAGAUGGAGCCGACGUGGAUGGACUCGAGAACUUCACCAUAUGCUGCAAAGAAACCAAGUCACCGGAACCUUCUUUUGGGUUAGAUGAGAACAGCAAUAUUCUGACCGAAGAGCCUAAACCAGACCAGAAGAGGCAUCAACCCCAGGAAGAAUUAGAUGGGACUGUGUCUGAGUGGGCAGCUAUUGACACUGAUUUCCUUGAGGACAAUACAACCAAUCAAGAGUCUGUGCCCCGGAUUUCAGAAUUCCAGUGUAACCCUUUGCUUUGCAUUAAUGGUCACCUGUCAUCUAAAUGCAAACCUGAUGCAGGUAUUACACCGAAAGAUGUUGAAUCGAAGGUUAAAACCACUGCUACAGCUGUAAAAUGUGAGACAGAUGAGCAAGGAGGGAAGAAGGUUAAAAGCCUUGAUUUGGAAAAAAAGGGUUCAGAAGCAGAUACCCAUUCCAAAUUACAAGAUAAAAAAGGAAAGGAAAAGUCUGGUAAGGAAUGUGUCAAAGAGACCAAGAAAGUUUCCACUCACAAAAAGGAGAAAGAGGCAAAAGAAAACACUAAAGACAAAGAUCAGCAAAAAAUGAAGGACUCCAAAACUGUGAAACACACCAAUAAGGACAAAAUUAAAGAACCAGAAAAGGAAAAGAGGCACACAGACCGUGAGAAGGAAAAGAGGCAGAGAGACCAUGAGAAGGAAAAGGGGCACAAAGACCAUGAGAAGGAAAAGAGGCACAAAGACCAUCAGAAGGACAAGGGGCACAGAGACCAUGAGAAAGAAAAGGGGCACAAAGAUCAUGAAAAGGAUAAGGGACACAUUGAUCAUGAGAAGGAUAAGGGGCACGUUGAUCAUGAGAAGGAUAAGGGGCACGUUGAUCAUGAGAAGGAUAAGGGGCACAUUGAUCAUGAGAAGGAUAAGGGGCACGUUGAUCAUGAGAAGGAUAAGGGGCACGUUGAUCAUGAGAAGGAUAAGGGGCACGUUGAUCAUGAGAAGGAUAAGGGGCACGUUGAUCAUGAGAAGGAUAAGGGGCACGUUGAUCAUGAGAAGGAUAAGGGGCACGUUGAUCAUGAGAAGGAUAAGGGGCACAAAGACCAUGAGAAGGAUAAGGGGCACAUUGAUCAUGAGAAGGAUAAAGGGCACGUUGAUCAUGAGAAGGAUAAGGGGCACGUUGAUCAUGAGAAGGAUAAGGGGCACGUUGAUCAUGAGAAGGAUAAGGGGCACGUUGAUCAUGAGAAGGAUAAGGGGCACAAUGACAAUGAGCAGAAGACACAGAGUGACCAUGAGCAGGAAAAGGUGCACAGUGACCAUGAGCAGGAGAAAACCCAGAUCAACCAUGAGCAGGAAAAGGUGCACAGCGACCACGUGAAGGAAAAGGCGCACAGCGACCACUUGAGGGAAAAGGCGCACAAGGACCACGUGAAGGAAAAGGCGCACAAGGACCACGUGAAGGAAAAGGCGCACAAGGACCACGUGAAGGAAAAGGCGCACAAGGACCACGUGAAGGAAAAGGCGCACAAGGACCACGUGAAGGAAAAGGCGCACAAGGACCACGUGAAGGAAAAGGCGCACAAGGACCACUCAAGGUCUAAAGAGGGAGAGAGAAAUAAAGGUAAUGACAAACCAAAGAAUCCUUCUAAAAAAGAGAGGGGUGAGUUCCAGAUAAAGGAAGAAAGGGCAGACACUGAAAUACCAGUUAAAGAACCUGUAAAGGAUGUGAAGGGGGUCUUUGGAAAGAGGAUGCUGGUUGAUCUGGAUUUAUUUCAAGAUGCACUGAUGGAAGAGAAGAAACCAAAAAAGGACAGCACUAAAGUUAAGUUUAAAGAAAAUCCCAGCAAAGAGGAAAAGAAAGGAGGAAAGAAAGGUGAUGACAAAAAGAACCAUGGAAAGGUCAAAGAAGAAUACAAAAGUGUAAAGAGGGAACGAGAAGAUGACGAGAGCAUGGAAUCUGAUGGUGAGCAAAAGAAAAGGAGGCCUAGCCCCGAGAGUGGAUACAUGUCUAUGGAAGUUAAACAGGAGACUGAAGAGGACUUCAAAAAGGACAAAGCGGCUACUGUCAAAAAGAGGAAGAUCAAGGAAGAGGAAGAAGAGACCAAGACCAAAAGGAGCAAAACUGAGGAAGGGAAGACUAAAACACAGAACAGCAAAGCGAAAGGAGGAGAGGCAAAGACCAAGAAGAGUAAAGAGGAGAAACAGAAAGAGGAGGAUGCAUCCAAAUGGAAGUGGUGGGAAGAAGCCAAUCAUGACGAUGGCACCAAGUGGAAGUUUCUUGAACAUAGAGGCCCAUACUUUGCUCCUCCGUAUGAACCUCUUCCAGAUGACGUCAGGUUUUACUAUGAUGGAGAAGAGAUGAAACUUAGUUUGCCGGCUGAGGAAGUUGCCACUUUCUAUGGCAAAAUGCUGGAUCAUGAAUACACCACCAAAGACGUAUUCCAAAAGAAUUUCUUUGCGGACUGGAGGGAACAAAUGACAAAAGAAGAGCGGAAGACGAUUAAGCAGUUGGACAAGUGUGACUUCAGGGAGAUCCACAAGUAUUUCUUUGAUCGGAAUGAGGAAAGGAAAGCUUUGCCUAAAGCGGCCAAACAGAAAUUGAAAGAGGAGGCCAGUAAGCUUCAGGAGGAGUACGGUUACUGCAUACUGGAUGGCCAUCGGGAAAAAAUUGGCAACUUUAAAACUGAACCGCCAGGUCUGUUCCGCGGCCGAGGAGACCACCCCAAAAUGGGAAUGUUAAAAAUGAGAAUACGGCCGCGGGACGUCAUUAUAAACUGCAGCAAAGACGCGAAGAUUCCUGAGCCCCCUCCUGGCACCAAGUGGAAGGAAGUGCGCUUUGAUAACACCGUCACCUGGCUGGCUUCAUGGACAGAAAAUAUCCAGAGUGCCAUCAAGUACAUCAUGCUGAACCCAAGCUCAAAACUCAAGGGGGAGAAGGACUGGCAGAAAUACGAGACCGCCCGGCGCCUGAAAGAUGUGGUAGGUCACAUCCGAUCUCAAUAUCGAGCAGAUUGGAAAUCACGUGAGAUGAAGAAGAGGCAGAGAGCUGUGGCACUGUAUUUCAUUGAUAAGCUGGCCCUGAGAGCGGGCAAUGAGAAGGAAGAGGGCGAGACGGCCGACACUGUGGGCUGCUGCUCCCUGCGGGUGGAACACAUUCAACUGUUUCCGGAGAUGGAUGGUCAGAAGCACGUGGUGGAGUUCGACUUCCUGGGAAAAGAUUCCAUAAGAUACUACAACAAGGUGCCUGUGGAGAAAGAGGUGUUUAAGAAUCUAAAACGGUUCAUGGAGAAUAAGGAUCCGGAAGACGAUCUCUUUGACCGACUGAACACCUCCACACUAAACAAACAUCUCCAGGAUCUGAUGGACGGACUCACAGCCAAGGUGUUCAGAACUUACAACGCCUCCAUUACCCUGCAGAACCAGCUAAAAGAUCUGACCAAUGCGGAGGACAACGUAGCAGCCAAAAUCUUGUCCUACAACCGUGCCAACAGGGCUGUGGCUCUUCUCUGCAACCACCAGAGGGCUCCACCAAAGACCUUUGAAAAAUCGAUGCAAAAUCUACAGGCAAAGAUUGAUGCAAAAGAGGAGCAGCUGAAGGAAGCAAAGAGCGAGCUGAAGAAAGCCAAAGCUGACCAUAACAGACGUAACACCGACAGGACAAAGAAGGAGCUGGAGAAGAAGAAGAAGCAGAUGGAAAGGCUGGAGGAACAACUGGAGAAACUGAAGCUUAUGGCCACAGAUAAGGAGGAGAACAAGCAGAUCGCUCUGGGCACGUCCAAACUAAACUAUCUGGAUCCCAGGAUCACCGUGGCCUGGUGUAAGAAAUUUGGAGUGCCCAUCGAGAAGAUCUACAACAAGACUCAGAGAGACAAGUUCGCCUGGGCUAUUGCCAUGACCAAUGAAGACUUUGUGUUCUAGGCGCCCAUGUUGGGCCAGAAGCGGUGAUCUACCUCUCACUACCCUCCUCUAGGUCUGCUCAGACCUCCUUAUCUCAGGUGAUCUCAUCUACAAUUAAGCCGUUCAGUUGUUGGAUGCAAUGCUGCAAGCAACCAUUCCUUGAAUCCCCCAUUCUUGUAACAUUGGGUGGAUUACAUGCCCGGGAGGGGAAUUCAUUUCCUUAUCUAGAGCACUUACUGCAUUCGUCCACCAUGACCCCCCCCCCCCCCCCUCCCCUUUUCGGCUUGCUUACAACAUGACUGCUGUUUAGUUAUGUGAUCGGUUUCUGUAUGUUGGAAAGAGAUCUUGAAACAAGCGCCUCAAAUCUGUAAGCCGAGGAUCGGGACGCACAGACGGGACAGUCCUAGUGGUACAAAGUACUCCCAACGCCAGUAUCUGUUAGAGGGUAUGAAACUAUUAUUUAUUUUUUUUGGAGUCUUCCCACUUAUUGUAAAUCACUGUAUGUAAAAGAAGCUCGGCCGGUUGAAUUUAAAAAAUAUAUAUUUAAGUAUUUUGUUUGUGUUUUUGUUGAAAACUUGGAGGCAGGCGCUUUAUGUAUGUACGUUUUUUGUUUCAUACAGAAAAUAAUAAAAUGAAAUAAAGAUUUGUUUGUAUCUUC